AUGCGGUGUGGAAAACGCCGCUGGUUGCUGACGAUGUUGUUCGUCGUUCUUGUUGUUAUCAUUUUGAUAUUUGUUGUGAUUCCGUUGGCGAUUUACAGUUCAAGUGCUUUGCAAUCUUUUUUCAUUUUUGCGAGAUUCGGCGAACGAAUUCUUGCGCCGGAAGAAGUCGGUCUGGACGCAACUAGAAACUUCUAUUUGGCGUACAAUGACGAAGAAUUUUGCAAAGCAGGCGAAGAAUCAUGUGCUGAUGUGCUGAAACAGGAAAUCGUGUUGGGUGUUUGGCACGUAUUGCCGCAGUCGUAUGCUGAAUCCUAUGUGAAAGCGAAGUACGACGUUGACGCUUUGGCUGAGGCUGUAAAGGAUCUAGCGAUCGACGCGACGCGAUUCAACGCGAAUGGAACUAUUAAUAAUACGGCAGUCGAAGAUUGCGACUCGCGAGUUCGAUCCUUCGACAAUCUCACCUUUGAAUAUGACCGCACUCUGAGCCGACUCCGGUCUCAGUAUUUCGAAGCCGCUCUCCGUACCGGCAGGCACCCUGUCGUGCUCUACUUGCAUGGCAAUGGUGGCACACGCAGUACCAGUACUCGCAUCCCGCUGUACAGGCUUCUGUCCGAAUCCCCCGAAUUGGAUCGACAUGUGAUUGCUGUAGAUUAUCGCGGAUACGGAGAUUCUACAGACCCUCCAAAUGGGCCUUCUGAACGGGGGGUAGUACGCGAUGCAUUGGCCACCUAUGCAUGGCUUGCGGCUCGGAUGCCGCCAAACGCCGAGUUGAUUAUCUGGGGACACUCGUUGGGCACGGGUAUCUCGCUACAGAUGCUUAGGAAGAUUCAGAGACAUCCGUUAGUCGACCUGGUCAAAGGCGUAGUGUUAGAAGCGCCAUUCAACAACAUGCCAGACGCCGUGCGCGAAUACCCUCUGACGAUGCCCUUCCGCCGUCUGCCCUGGUUCGAGGCGACCAUCAUGCGUCCGCUGGCCAAUCGCUUCCCUUUCAACUCGGACGAGCACAUCAAAUACGUGCGGCAGCCUAUACUUAUUCUGCACGCGCCCGAUGACCGACACGUGCCAAUUUGUUUGGGCGAACGUUUACGGGAUGCUGCCACUUCAUCGACCUUGACUAAGCAAAGAGUGGUCAAGUUCCUAAACGUGGGUAAUGGGUACGGACACGUGGACAUCGUUCGGUAUCCAGGUCUAGUAAGGGCGCUCACGGACUUCGAGGACGAAUAUCGAGACUACAGUCGUCACGCCCAGAUUAAUCUGUGA
Molecule: messenger RNA, 1260 nt
Organism: Ctenocephalides felis (cat flea)
Lineage: Eukaryota; Metazoa; Arthropoda; Insecta; Siphonaptera; Pulicidae
Product: monoacylglycerol lipase ABHD12-like
Exons: 4
Coding region: 1-1260 (419 amino acids)
Biological process (GO): monoacylglycerol catabolic process; phosphatidylserine catabolic process
Cellular component (GO): endoplasmic reticulum membrane
Molecular function (GO): monoacylglycerol lipase activity; phosphatidylcholine lysophospholipase A1 activity
Source: RefSeq, a predicted model, not a curated record